This is a messenger RNA of Lathyrus oleraceus (garden pea), 415 nucleotides long. RefSeq names its product polyadenylate-binding protein 8. Gene Ontology annotation, biological process: positive regulation of canonical Wnt signaling pathway; protein polyubiquitination. The record is from RefSeq and is a predicted model, not a curated record. The coding region runs from base 6 to 374 and encodes 122 amino acids. Gene Ontology annotation, molecular function: RNA binding; ubiquitin-ubiquitin ligase activity. Gene Ontology annotation, cellular component: nucleus; cytoplasm. The transcript has 2 exons. Lineage: Eukaryota; Viridiplantae; Streptophyta; Magnoliopsida; Fabales; Fabaceae.
CCAAUAUGCAAAACAUAGCUGGAGGAAUGAUGUCCUAUGACAUGGGAGGUCUUCCACUCCGUGAUGUACCACCUAUGCCAAUUCAUGCUUUGGCUACGGCUCUGGCGAAUGCUCCCCCCGAACAGCAAAGGACGAUGCUUGGAGAGGCUUUGUAUCCUCUGUUAGACCUGUUGGAACAUGAGUCAGCAGCUAAGGUUACCGGCAUGCUUUUGGAGAUGGACCAGCCUGAAGUAUUGCAUUUGAUAGAAUCACUUGAUGCUCUCAAGGCUAAAGUUGUUGAAGCCAUGGAUGUCCUGAGAAAUGUUUCUCAACAAGGCAAUAGUUCAGCGGAUCAACUAGCUUCACUUUCCCUCAACGACAAUCUUGUAUCUUAGAUUCUUUGAAUUGUGCAACAUUGAGGAUCAGGCCAACAUUG